Melopsittacus undulatus (budgerigar) is the source of this 2198-nucleotide messenger RNA. RefSeq names its product zinc finger and BTB domain containing 7B (gene ZBTB7B). The transcript is spliced from 3 exons. NCBI's taxonomy places the organism in Eukaryota, Metazoa, Chordata, Aves, Psittaciformes, Psittaculidae. Gene Ontology annotation, biological process: positive regulation of gene expression; regulation of transcription by RNA polymerase II. Gene Ontology annotation, molecular function: RNA polymerase II cis-regulatory region sequence-specific DNA binding; DNA-binding transcription factor activity, RNA polymerase II-specific; protein binding. The record is from RefSeq and is a predicted model, not a curated record. Bases 416 to 1834 code for a protein of 472 amino acids.
GCGGCAGGAGGGCCAGCGCCCAUCGACGCCUCGGCGUGGGGGGCCUGGGCAAGCGUCGUGUUGGCGAUGCCGGCGGCAGGGAGGGGAUGCUCGAGGCACAAGGUGCCGGUGCGGCCGGUGCUGGGGCUUUCCUGCCGUGGGAAGGGGCCCGGGGGUGCCCCCUGCCCGGUUCCGGGUCGGGCCCCACAUCACGGCGCCGGCCGCCAAGGGUUAAUGCCGUGUGUGUUCUGGGAAGCGGGGCUGGGAGGUGCGUGACCCGGGGUGUGGGCGUCGACUCCUUUUGAGGUGGGAUCCUGCGCUCAAGUGCAGCGGGGAGCGGGGCCAAGUUCACACAGCACCCUGCCUUCCCCUGCCUGCGCCAGCGCCGCCAGCCCGGCCGCGGUGCCGACCCCUCCGGGACCCCUGCCAGGUGAGGAUGAUGGCCAGCCCGGAGGACGACCUCAUCGGCAUCCCCUUCCCCGAGCACAGCAGUGAGCUGCUGAGCUGCCUGAACGAGCAGCGGCAGAUGGGGCUGCUCUGCGAUGUCACCAUCAAGACCCAGGGGCUGGAGUACCGAACCCACCGCGCUGUCCUGGCCGCCUCCAGCCGCUACUUCAAGAAGCUGUUUGCGGGGCCGGGGCCGGGGCAGGAGGUCUGUGAGCUGGACUUUGUGGGGCCGGAGGCUCUGGGUGCGCUGCUGGAGUUUGCCUACACGGCUACGCUCACCAUCAGCAGCGCCAACAUGGGUGAGGUGCUGCGCGCCGCGCGGCUGCUGGAGAUCCCCUGCGUGAUCGCUGCCUGCGUGGAGAUCCUGCAGGGCAGCGGCAUGGAGGCGCCGGGCCCCGAUGAUGGAGACUGCGAGCGCGCCCGCCGGUACCUGGAGGCCUUCGCGGCGCUGCCCGAGGGGGAGCUCCUGGCACCGCCACCAUCGCGCCCGGCCGCGCGCCGCAGCAAGAAGACCCGCAAGUUCCUGCAGACCCGCGGCGCUCGGCUCAACAACCACACCGAGGAGCCGGCCGCCGAGGCCGAAGGCUGCGCCAGCCCCCAGCCGCCCCCCCAGCCGCCAUCGCCCCCCCUGCCCGAGGGGCUGCCUCUGCCCUACGACAGCUUCGAGCUGCCCGAGGAGGAGGAGCUGCCUCCGCAUCCCUUCCCCUUCCCAUACCAGCCUCCCCUGUCCCCCGAGGAGGCUGCCUCCGAUGAGGACGCCAUUGACCCUGACCUGAUGGCGUACCUGAGCUCGCUGCACCACGAGUCGCUGGCGCCGGGGCUGGAUACACCCGACAAGCUGGUGCGGAAGCGCCGCUCGCAGAUGCCCCAGGAGUGCCCCGUCUGCCACAAGGUCAUCCACGGGGCCGGGAAGCUGCCCCGGCACAUGCGCACGCACACGGGGGAGAAGCCCUUUGCCUGCCAGGUCUGCGGGGUCCGCUUCACAAGGAACGACAAGUUGAAGAUCCACAUGCGCAAGCACACGGGCGAACGGCCCUACUCCUGCCAGCACUGCAGCGCCCGCUUCCUGCACAGCUACGACCUGAAGAACCACAUGCACCUGCACACGGGCGCCCGGCCCUACGAGUGCUACCUCUGCCACAAGGCCUUCGCCAAGGACGACCACCUCCAGCGGCACCUCAAGGGCCAGAACUGCCUCGAGGUGCGGACCCGGCGCCGGCGCCGCGAGGAGCCCCCUCCGCCGCAGGAGGGUCCCCCCGGCCUCGACCUGUCCAACGGGCGGCUGGAGGGGCUGCGCCUCUCCUUCGCCCGCUACUGGGGGCCGGGAAGGAUCAAGGAGGAGGAAGAGGAGCCGGAGGGUGAGGAAGGGCCGCAGCCGGACGGCGCCGUGAAGGUGGAGUCGGCAUAGGGCGGCUGUGGCAGCGGGUGAUGGUCGGUGCCGCACCCGCCGCGUGUUCUGUGCCCGUUUAUCCCGUCACGGUUCAUUCCCAGUUAUGCAAAGGGGGAAACUCCCCCCUGGCCGAUUUGCACAAAGGGGGGGGGGGGGGUUCCCCGCUGCCCUCCCCCCCCACCGCCGGACCCGGGACCCCCCUCGGGGGUCUGCGAGGAGUUGGGGGGAGGCAAAGCGGGACCGGGGUGACCCCCCCCACCCCUCCGGGGACAAACCCCCUCAACAUCAGCGGGGCCGGGACCGGGCUGGGGCCCCCACGGACCGACCCCUGCGCCCCCCAACCGGGGAGCGCACCCCCUGGCGGCCCCGCCCCGCGCUGCGC